AUGUAUCCCGGCUAUGAUGUGUCUUCUAUGGCCGCUCCAAAUCGUGCAAUUGGUUUUGGUUUCGAUAAUAAUUAUUUGUAUCAACCUGGACCAGUUGCAAAUGGUCCAAGUGGACAGCGACCUUAUGCAUUCCAUAAACGAAAUGAACGUAUUGAUUGGCGCCGAAUAGCUGCAUUUGAUGUUGAUCGUAUUGCACGUGAAAUGGAUUUUCAAGCACUACAAGAAAAUCUAGAACAAAUAACAUUCUGUAAUAUUGACGCUGAAGUGGAUACACGUGCUAUAGAUCCAAACUUUGUCAAAUUAUUCAAAAUGGCACAGUUGACAAUUGACUAUCUGCUGCUAUGUCAAGAGCAAAUCUCAGCGCAAUUAUCAGAAUUUUACCUAAUAAAAAACAAAAGUGCCGUGGAAGGUGAAGACGCUAGACGUCAAAUUGAAAAGUUGAAAACAGAACUGAAUGAUGUUAAAAAAGAAUCGAGAAAACGACGAAAAAUGUUAGAAACACAACAAAAUAUGUUAUCAGCCCAAAAUUAUAAUUAUCAUGUUUGUCCAGUAUGCUCAAGAGCGUUUCUAAACGCUGGAUUUCUUCAAGCACAUUUGGAACGUCGUCAUACAGGCGUAGAUGUUAAAAAACGAGAACAUGAUAUUGAUUCAGAAAAAGAACUUCAACAGUUGAAAGAACAAAUUAGAAAAAAAGAGGAAGAACUGAUGCUUCUCCGGCUUUCAAAAGACGAAAUUCAAGCAGCUCAGAAAAGAUUAGACGAAUUAAACGAGAAAUAUCUGACAUUACGUACGAGCGGACAAGGUUCACCUCGACGUCGCGACGCUGGCGUAACAGAAUUAUUAAAAGAAAAUAAAAUUUUACGAGCAGAAAAUGACAGUCAGAAGCAAACUAUACAACAAUCAGAGGCAAAUUAUAGAAAACGAGAAGAAAAACUUAUUCGAAAACAUCAGCGUGAAAUUGAGAGUUAUAAAAAAACAAUUCAAGAUUUGAACGAUACAAUUAAUAUGCUUAAAAAUUCGGGUAGUGAAACAAGUGAUUUAGUUGAUAAACUGAGUAAAGCUGAAAAGCAUUAUCGAGAAGAACGGUUACGGCGAAAAGAGUUGGAAGAUAAAUUGAAAGAAGCUAAUGAUGAAUUAGCACAAUUAAGAAAUCGUCCACCGGUUGAUCAUCGAAAACCUAUUCCGCCGGUGGCACCAAGAAAUCCUUCACCGGCACCAUCACCUCAACUCAUAAUACGUCCAAGACCAGUUGACUUAUAUCUACCACGAUAUUGCGGAGGAUUGAUUAAAAAACUAAAUGAAAAUCCAACGUACUUGCAUAAAUUUCAAGAAGAAGCACGAAAUGAAUUUAUUGAGGAAAUAGAAAAUCAAAAAUAUUUAGGUAUAUCACAGAAUGAUACGCGUCUUAAUGAUCUCGAAUACAAGAAGAAGAUGAAGCUAGUAUUAGAUACAAGAGCAACAAUUCAUCACGAUUUGUCCAACUUCGGUCGUAUACGUGAAGACAUAAGUUCGUUACUUGAUAAAUAUGUUCAUGAGCGAAUGGAAAUGAGUCGAACAGGAAAUUCGAGUAUACGUUCGUCUGGAGGUAAAUUAGUAACAUUUGAAGAUGAAAAACGACCAAGUCGACCACAUUCGUAUGUUCCAUCAAUAACUACAACUCAUUUUCAACAACCAGGAAGUAAAAGCAGUUCAGGUCACCAUCAUCCACAUCGGUCAACAGAAACAGCGACGACUGUUCAACCAAAAACAAGACAUGACUAUAGUAAACCAUCAACUCAAUUACCUUAUUCUACUAUUAGUCAAAUUGUGCCGAAUUCCAAUAGAUACAAUGAAUCUCCAGAAGAGGAUGUUAGCCUGCCGAGUACAAGUGAAAAUAGUGACGAAGAUACUCCGCCCCCUACAACUCCAGGUAUCGAUAUACAACCAUCUCCGAGAAAAAACAUUCCCACUACUAGUCUUCCGACUAUAACUACGCUGGUAACAUCGAGUAUGAAACCAUCAAUAGCGCGACAACCUGUACAUAUACCAGAGUCAAAUAAAUGGUCGGAGGAGAGUGAAAGUGAAAGUCCAAGACCAGCUGGUGUAGCUGAUAAAACAAAAAUUAUUGAAAAAAAAUUAAUUGAUUCACGUUCGAAAGCACAAAAACCAUCCAUAGGUGCUAUUGCUGUUGGCUUCCAUCCUACUCGUGAAACAUUAGCCACACACAAUGAUGAUGAUAGUGAUUCGUCUUUAACAACAAUUGAUCAAACAGAUCAGAAUCGUGUGGGUGGGGGACAUUUACCACAAAUAUCUGGUCGGGCGCGUGACCGUCAAGUAAUUACGAACAAUAACUAUCAUUCAUCUGCUGAUGUGUCACAUAAUACGUACGAUGAUUUAUAUAAAUCUCAAUCGAAACCUGAUAAAGGCGUUGAACGUCGACCACCAACGGCUGAUAGUGCAAAAACAUCUAAUUUUGACUCUGAUGUUGAUCUUGAAGAUUAUUAA
This is a messenger RNA of Didymodactylos carnosus, 2484 nucleotides long. NCBI's taxonomy places the organism in Eukaryota, Metazoa, Rotifera, Eurotatoria, Philodinida, Philodinidae. The record is from the annotation of a GenBank genome assembly.